This is a messenger RNA of Thalassophryne amazonica, 1209 nucleotides long. RefSeq names its product dysbindin-like. Lineage: Eukaryota; Metazoa; Chordata; Actinopteri; Batrachoidiformes; Batrachoididae. Gene Ontology annotation, biological process: negative regulation of protein kinase activity. Gene Ontology annotation, cellular component: cytoplasm. The transcript is spliced from 4 exons. The record is from RefSeq and is a predicted model, not a curated record. Bases 358 to 987 code for a protein of 209 amino acids.
UGGCUCUGCCCUGUCCCUAAGCUGCACAGCUCCUCACAUACACCCUUACUGAGCCUGUCUGACAGUGAGAGCAAAGAUCGUGUUGGUGUGUGAGUCUUCAGAGGGAAACAGCAAAGGCGACUGGCAGAGAGGAGCAGGGAGGCAGUGAAUGCAGCGAAGAGCCAGAGCACAGUUGGAGAAAGGGAGAGGCAAAGACGGGAUGAUGCCAAGACAUUAUCUUUGAUAGUCCUGGUAGCAAAGUGCUGCGCUGCAGUGAGCAGAUGACUGUCCACUGCACACGCCAGCAUCCUGUCCUGGAGGGUUAAGACAGACUCGAAGGCGAACACUCUCCACUACCAGUCCUACGCCGAGUGGAUCAUGUCAUCCACUGGGUCAACCAACCACAGCAAGUGUUUGGCAUCUGACACAGGCCACUCAUUAAGGUUUUUGGACAAUGAUUUGGCCCAGCAGGGGAAGCUGAAGGAGAGGCAACGUUUUUUUGAAGAGGCUUUCCAGCACGAAGUGGACAACUGCCUGCCCUCUACUCACCUGCAAAUUGACUGCAGGAAACCUCCCAUGGGCAGUAUCUCAUCCAUGGAGGUGAAUGUGGACCCACUAGAGCAGAUGGAUCUGAUGGACAUCUCUGACCAGGAGGCCCUUGAUGUCUUUCUUAACUCGGGCUCUAGAACAGACGCAGCCACUUUAGCAUCACCACUACCAGAAGGGGAGGAUGAAUAUGAAGAGGAUGAAGAUGCCGAAGUUGUGUACCGGCGGUGUGUUCCCUUGAAGCGGCAACAUGAGGUGCAUCACAGCUCAAAGUCUCGAAUGUCAUCGACUUCUUCUGGUUCGUCUGAUACCAGUCGAGGUGGAGGCGACACACCUGUGAUCCAGUCGGACGAUGAGGAAGUACAAGCUGACACGCUGUUGCUGACCUCCACCCCACAAAACAGGGAUGAUGAGACAGAGGAGGAAGAGGAGGAUCGAUGCCUUCUAACUUCAUCUUCAUAAAGACCUUCUGUCAAAAAAGUCCCUCUCAGUCCACUCCUGCAAAGUCUACUCAUGAACUCCAUCAAGGAAAUAAUGCUGUCGUUGCCAUCUUCUGUUAGUCAGCCAGUUAGUUAAUUAGUUAGCUACUUUGUCAACAGGAUAUCUCAAGAAGACGUGUAGAUGUCACUUGGGUUUGGUGGUGACGUAGGCUUUGGUUCAGAGAAAUGUUUGGGUACAGAUCCA